AUGGCGGAAAAAACUUUUGAAACAACUGAACCCUCGGAUCAUGUUACUAAUGAAAAAACUUUAAGUUUUACUAAUAAAAACACGUCAUUUUUAUUAAGUGAUAAUAAUCAAUUUAAUAAAAACUCACAGCUUAACUCUACUUUUGACAAUGUCAAUUAUUUUGAAAAACAAUCUUUGGUUAAAGAAAGUAAUUAUGCAAAUAAUCGUGUUAAAGAAGUAAAAGAUAAAGAUCAAGAAUAUGAAGGAAGAAAUAAAAAAGCUAUUCAAGCUUAUUGGGAUCGUCUUGUUAGAAAUUACAAGAAUUUCAAAAAUCAUAAUGAUAAAACUGAUAAUAAUAGAAUGAAUUUUAAGUUUGAGGAUGAAAUGAAUGAUAUUUUUGGUGAUGAUCUGAUGAUAGUUCCUCAUUUUACAUUGGAUUCAUUAAAUAAAAAAAGAAGUAUUGAUGUAAUAGAUUUAGUUGAAGAUGAUAAGGAAAAUACUUCUGAUAUUGAAGUUGAAAUUAAAAAAGAAACCAAAUAA
This is a messenger RNA of Funneliformis geosporum, 519 nucleotides long. Lineage: Eukaryota; Fungi; Glomeromycota; Glomeromycetes; Glomerales; Glomeraceae. The record is from the annotation of a GenBank genome assembly.